AAAAUUGAAAAAAAAAAAGGAAAAAUCUCCUUGAGAGUGAAAUGCCGUCGGCCCUGAAGCCUGAAAUUACACACGCUUAACAAGAAACAUUCCCCUCAGGACACAAAGCAGGAGAGUGCACUGUUGACUUAAUUAAAAGGAGUAACUAAGCAUAGGAAUUAUCUAUGCGUAGCCGAAGGGAAAUGGAACCGAAUGCGAAUCAUUCUCCCGUGGAGAGACCUUGGCAGCAUUUCUUUAAGAUAAUCCUUCCUAGUACCAUUGAUGAGAAGAAACUGAGGAUUCCAGAUAAAUUUGUGAGAAAAUUUGGGGAUGAACUUUCUGAUGUUGCUAAUUUCAUGGUCCCCAAUGGUUGUGCUUGGAAAGUGGGAUUAACAAAAGAUCAAAAUGGCAUUUGGUUUGAUGAUGGUUGGCAUAACUUUGUAGAACAUUAUUAUAUCCGCAAUGGAUACUUUCUAGUCUUUGGAUACAGAGGUUUCUCCAAUUUUAGUGUUCUGAUACUUGAUGUGACUGCUUGUGAAAUUGAGUAUCCACAAAAUGGUGAAGGGUCUAUCUAUGGUGAGAAAUGCUUGGUCCAUCAUCAGAUUGAAAUGGAGAACAAUGAUUCUAUUCAAAUCUCGGGUUCUACACUCCUAUCACCAUAUUGUUUUUCUCUGAAAAGCAAAGUUUGUGGUGAAAGUGUAACAAAAGGAGAAUCCAGCAGAAGGCACAAUCGACAAUUGCAGAAUCCUGGAAGGAAGAAGCAACAUAGAGGUGUUGCUUCAAUGGUGAACCCAUAUGAUAAGCACCUUUGUGACACAAGGAGCAAAAAAAUUAAGAUGGAAGAGCUGCUUGAGAUAGCAAAUGUUGAUGCCAAUGAACCAGGGAGAGGGAAAUUGGAUGAACACACAAUUUCCAACUCACAUGGACCCUUGGUUAAAAUCAAUGACAGCAAUAUAUCCAAAGUUGAGCUUGGUGAUAAUGAGUUGUUGGCUAAAUGUGAAGAAGAUGUGGAAAUUAUUACUAGUGAAAUGUUUGGAUUUAAAAAGGCAUCCCCAGAAAGUGAGAAGGCAAUUCAGGCUGCUAGAAUGUUCAAGCCCAAAAGUCCAUCUUUCAUGGUUCUUUUGCGCCCAUAUAAUUGCUAUAACAAUAUUCUGUACGUGCCAGCUCGAUUUGCUAAGAGUUAUUUAAGUAGAUUUCAUAAGCAUAUUAAACUUCAGGUUUCUGAUGGAAGAGAGUGGAUAGUCCGUCUUGCUUGGAAAGGAUGUGGACGGGUGGACUUUGGAGGGGGAUGGAAUGCAUUUUGCAGGGAGAAUAAUCUGCAGGGAGGUGAAGUCUGUGUCUUUGAGCUGAUAAGCAGUAACGUGCUGAAAACUUCUAUGUUUCGUGCAGUUCAAGAUGUUAGGCCUGAGAAAUGAUUGCUAAAUACUGCAUCAGGUACCUAAGAUUUACUAUAUCUGCAGCUUACUGGCGUUGUUUCAUUUUCCAUGCAGCAUCGAAGAGCCAACAGACGAUGAUGAAUCUGGCAGUUUUUUUUUGUUUCACUUUUUGUAAUGCAUAUUAAUAUUUUGAAGCUAAGGAAUGCCUAUGGAAUUGAAAUGCUGGGCAGAAGAUGAAUAUAUGUAAAGCUUUUAGUUUUUUUCCCAAUAUAUGUAACAUAAAUGAACCUUGCAAGCGAUGACAGUAUAAAAAUGAAACCUUGGCAAAUGACUUGAACCAAGGUAUUCAUAAA
Messenger RNA from Hevea brasiliensis (rubber tree), 1708 nucleotides. RefSeq names its product B3 domain-containing transcription factor VRN1. The transcript has 5 exons. Gene Ontology annotation, molecular function: DNA binding. The coding region runs from base 165 to 1394 and encodes 409 amino acids. The record is from RefSeq and is a predicted model, not a curated record. Lineage: Eukaryota; Viridiplantae; Streptophyta; Magnoliopsida; Malpighiales; Euphorbiaceae.